UCGGUUGUGCUAGUAAAUUAUUGUCAAAGUAGGAUUUGCUUCACUUCGAAUAUUAAGAUGUAUUAUAGUAUAUAUAUUUAUAAGUUCUGAACGAAUCAAAAUUACUAACAAAAAAUUAAUUCUGGCGACCGGCGUUAAAAGUGAAUUACCGUUAUUAAUUGAGACCGAAUAUGUCGGAAACAAUUGCAAAGGUCAUCUACGGCACCGUCCUGCUGGCGAUGAUAUUGCAAACGCCUAGGGUGUCCAUUGUAAUCACAUACGACCCAAACCGCUCUUAUCACUUCAAUGCCGGGAUCAACGGUAUCCGGUCGAGUUUUCUGGUCGCCGCACUCUUCACUAUGAUGGCCGUGCUGCCCGUUCGUGAGUUCAAUGGAUUCAUUAAGCCAGGCAAGAAACUGUUCCUGAUGCUAAUCUUUCCGUGGGUGUCCACCUGUUGUAUGAUGUUUGUCUCCAACUCAGUGCUGCUGCUGAGGAUUACGGAACGAACGCUAGUUCACAAUUCCUGGAACUGUUUCGCCAAAGCUCUGCUGGCCUACUGCGCUCUCUUCGGAUUCGCUACAGAGCUGAUGCUGCACUGGUACUCCAUCUAUCAAUACCAUAACUGGCAACACGCCAUCCACGAAAAGUCCCCAGCUUUAUAAACCUGACCCUGCUGCGACUGAUGCCUCCAAUGACACUAGCGACAUUACUUGAUCAACAUUGUUAAUGAUAAAAAUCCCAUUCACACGCAUAUACUACACGAUCCUAAUUAUAAAUGUCUUCAACUGCUACUGCUGAAAAUAAAAUGCUGUCGAAAUUAA
Drosophila mojavensis is the source of this 800-nucleotide messenger RNA. RefSeq lists its product as uncharacterized. The transcript has a single exon. Bases 171 to 641 code for a protein of 156 amino acids. NCBI's taxonomy places the organism in Eukaryota, Metazoa, Arthropoda, Insecta, Diptera, Drosophilidae. The record is from RefSeq and is a predicted model, not a curated record.